ACAUAAUUCUUGUAGUUGACUACUUUAUGUUUUUAUGUAUUCUUAUUUAUUUGUAUAUCUCUUUUUCUUUUCCCUAAAUAUUUAUAACAGGAAAGGGCUUAACAGGCACAGUUUGUCACAACAUUAGACAUAAAGCAUGUCCACUCAGAGGGAAGUAGAGACAGGCUUAUUGACAGAGAGAGAUAAGGGAAAGUACACAGGGGCAAAGUCCAGGCCUUUCAGAUCACUGGAGGGGAAAAACAUGUAAAAGGUUUAUGAGCCCUAAUUUAACACUUUCUAUCAGGUUGGAAGCAGAUAAAAUACACCAAAUUUCAAAGGUUCCUGACUUUACUAGAUUCAAAUUCAGCACACUAAACAACGUUUAGACAUUGCUUAAGACAGUAAAGUUUAAAAAAACAACAAAAUAAACAUGUUUUAAACAGCUAAUUAACGAGUAUUUGAAUACUCUCCAUAAAGUUUACAGUUGGACGUGCACAGUGUACUCCAAAUAUCAGAAAAUGGGCCUAACAACUGCAUGUACAAAUAUCACUCAUGUGUUGAGUAAACACAGCCUCACAUGACCAGCCCUACUCCAUUAAUCUUCACCUUUGCAUGUAACUUAUUUAUUAAGAAAUGGCCACAGAAUAAUGAUGGGGGUGGGUAAUUAGUAACUAGCAAAGGAGGAACCCUCUUUAAAUUCGCCUCAGAAGCCAGGCUGCAGAGAGAGAGGGACAGACAGAGAAGCAGGAGAAGGAGGGAGGAAUUGGUAAAGAGAGGGGAGCCGAGCUUAAGAAGAAUAAAGGAAAAGAGGGGAGGUUAUCAGGAAGUUGGCAGAAAUGAGAAGUUGGAAGUGGACUGGAAAGGAAAGAGGGCAAACUGAAUGGAGGGGAAACCUUUGAGAGUUAAUGCAGUCCUUUAUCUUUUCUCUCUCUCUUUCAGUGUAAAACGCUCACUUUCUUUGCCUGGGAUCACCUUAUACCAUUCUCAGGUUCAGCCUAUCAGCACCUUUUUGUGUAGCGCUCUUGUUACCCCACCCCACCCUUGGGAAGAUGGCAUUAUACUGUAUUUGGAAGGGUAACAGAGCUCCCUCUAUCUCAGUGAGACAUGCCACUGACCUGUAAUUAAGUCCCAUUGUACUAUUCAGAGAAAACUCCUCACCAAAAUGGACAGAGGGCAAUGUGUGUGGAUUUCCAACAGCUCAGAUAGCGCUGUGACUAAUGCUCCACCACACAAGCUGGGUUUAUCAAAAUGGACCACAUGCAGUACACAUUAGAGCUCGCAUUUUCCCUCUCCAGAGAACUCAAAGCUAUGUUGAUUGGUAAUGAGAUACAAUCCACACUGUCCAUCUCUCAUUAGUGAGCCAUUGCUGGCUUUCUCUAUCUGUGUUCUCACCGCUCGCUCUGUCUCUGCCUCAGCCUAGUGGUCCCCCUCUCCACCCCGUCCCCAACCCUGCCAUUCAACCCCAUUGAUCAUGCAUGCAGAAAUUUAACACACCCCUUAAUUCCUGUCCAAAUAGCCCCUCUGCCACUUCCAGAGCUUCAUCUGCCCGCCUGUAGAGGUUAGAGUAUGCCUGUGUGAGGGGCAGGACACUGGCUGCAGCACUCAGCGAGGAUAAAGUGUGUUGGAGAGGACAAUCACAAGUCUAAAUCUGUGCCCAAACAUCCUGCGUUACACGCUCCGAGCUUGUAGUGUUGCUCUGAUUGAUCGUGUUACAGGUGCGUGUGUGUGUGUAUUUUGGAGACAAAACCAGCACUUUGAGUGCGUUGUAAUGUCAGUAUCCUAAUAUCCAGACGUCACAGUCCAAACAUUUGCACCAAACUCGGAGCCUCCAUUUUACACCCACCGUAAGUCAAAGCUGGCAUUGUCUUUGAGUGGCCCAGGCCAUUGAUUGGCCUUAACAUUGGUUACCAGGUCACAUGUUGAGUCAGUGUUGGGAAGAUUAGCGGGAGCUGCUGGCUUUGGAACUAAUUAAAUACUUAAACCCCAGCAAUGAAUGAGCACACAGCGCACAAACCUCCUGUUAUACCACAUUGCAUAAGCUGGUUUGCAGAAUGCAAGGUGUCUUAACACAGACGAACAUGUUGCUGGUGAUAUCCAGCACUGAUACAAAUUAACUUGAUUACAGUUAAGAUAUUAGUUAAUAGAUCAGUGAUACAAGAGGAAUGGAAAAUACCACAGAGUAAUUGUAUAACAAACCAUUUGUUAUUCAGGCGCCUCAGACACUUUUAGAGCCUGUGGGUGUAUUAAAGGAGUAGUUUGACUUCAUAUUAGAGAAACAUUUGCUUCAUUUUGGCUUAAUAAUAUUUAAACAGGCUACUAGAAACUUGGCGAAAUUUUCCAUGAACACUGCACUGUAAGGACAAUGUAAGAUUUAUAGAGUAAUUGACAAAAUUGCCUGUUAUAAAACUCGUGUCUGUAGUAACCAUGAUUUUUUUUUAGAUUGAAUUAAUAGCACAUGAUAUUACUUUCAUGAAAGAAACACGUGUGUCAGAGAUGUUUGCAGGACUUUUAUUGCAAUCUUUUUUAAUGUUUGCCAUUUUUAAAGACCUCACAAAACAGGUAAAGAGACAAUUACAGAUUAGUUGUUGUCCCUGUAAACUGUCCAUGUUGACCCUUCUUAUCUGAACGAGAAUGGAAAUUGUGUCAAAUUAGUCACAAUUAAUCAGAACGUGAGAGGAAGUAAGGAGAUUCUGCCUUCACAAUAAAGGCUUAAUGAAAUCUUAAAAAAGUACAUUGAAAUCUCAGACUCAGUUUUAAAUUACUUAUGGUUCAGAUUGUAUUUUGACAUCUGUAGGACUGUUUUGCAAGUGUUUCCUUUCAAUUCAGUCAGUAAAGCUCUUUGUAAAAUAUGUUUUUACUCUUUAUCAUUAUAAAAAGCUAUUUUUUAAUUACAUAGCAUCAUAGGAAUAUUUUGUUGAUAUAAACUAUUUAUAAAAUAUAUUUUAUAAAUAAUAAACUUGUAAUAUAUUGUGUUUUGAAUACAUUAAUAUCAGAAUGGGACAACUCUGUGACUUUGCUUGUUAAUUUAUGUGAAAUCGGAUUCUGAAAUACUGUAUUUAUAGGUUUAUUAAUCAGCAAUGAAGAGUAGAAAAAUGUCUCUUUAUAUGGAAAAAGGUCUUCAUUCACUGAUUGACUGUUGGAUACCUCAUAUUGUUUCAUAACAGUUAGUUUACUCAUUUGGCAGACGCUUUAAUCCAUAGAGACUUACAUUUGAGGAACAACAUACAAGCAUCCAUAAAGCAUCAAUAAAGUCUACAAGUGACACUAGAUACUACUAAGAACAGCAAGCUAUACUGUGAAAUUUAAGUGGCUGUAAUGCAUUAUGCUAGUUACUUUCAGAUUGCUUAUAAAUAUGUUAGCAAUAAAGAAUACUAAAAUUUUAAAUGUGCACUCACUUUCGGCAUUUAGACGCAUGCAGUUCAGUUGAUCCAGUAAUGCCUUUCACUUUUCAUAAAUAUCAUCACAAUAUCUUUUUUGACAUUUCUGUAGAAAGACUUUACAAUUACUACCCAUCCCUAACUAUGAAGGCCUAUGUGGUCUUUACUAUUAAAUUAUAACUUGGUAUUUCUUUUUUAUUUAAACCAUCCAUUCGUCCAUUCAUUAUCUAUAACUGCUGAUUAUUUAUAGAGGUUUAUGUCUGUUGUUGCGCAUCUAGUCACCAAAGCAAAUUCCUUGUUUGUGUAAAAACUGCGUGGUAUUAAAACUGUGAUUAUGUUUCGUCUCCAUUAAACUCUCCACCGGGUUUUUAUUUUUGAAAGGCUUCAGCGGAAGCGAUGCGUUUGAUAUCUGCAGCCUUGACGCCGGCACCGGUGGUGGGAUGAGAGAGAGGCAGCAGCGUGGGGGGGGGGGGGGGGGGGGGGGCGGCUGACUGGAGGAGGAGUCUGUCCCAGGCUGCAUCUGGCCCAGCUCCCCUCUCUGCCACCCCGGGCCAAACCCGCCCAGCUCCUCUCACUCAUUCUCCGCCUGUUCUCCCGCACGGCUCGGCUCGGAUACACGCAGCAGCACUCUCUCACUCAUAACGCACAGCGAGGACACGGAAUGGAGACGGAAGGGAGCCAGAGCAGCCUGUCCACCACGGACUCCCCACACGACCCCUGCAAAAUGUUCAUAGGUGGACUCAGCUGGCAAACAACACAAGAGGGUUUGAAGGAGUACUUCUGCAAGUACGGCGAGGUGAAGGAGUGUAUGGUGAUGCGAGAUCCGGUUACUAAGCGCUCGAGAGGGUUUGGAUUCGUCACCUUUGUUGAUCAGGCCGGCGUGGAUAAAGUUUUGGCCCAAACCAGGCAUGAGUUGGACUCCAAAACAAUCGAUCCAAAGGUUGCAUUCCCUCGCAGAGCUCAGCCCAAGUUAGUGACUCGAACCAAGAAGAUCUUUGUUGGAGGCCUUUCAGUGAACACAACCAUCGAGGACGUGAAACAGUACUUUGACCAGUUUGGGAAGGUCGACGAUGCCAUGCUCAUGUUCGACAAGACCACCAACCGGCACAGAGGGUUUGGCUUUGUGACGUUCGAGAACGAGGAUGUGGUGGAGAAAGUCUGUGAGAUCCACUUCCAUGAGAUCAACAACAAAAUGGUGGAGUGCAAGAAAGCUCAGCCCAAGGAGGUGAUGUCCCCCACGGGCUCAGCCAGGGGGCGCUCUCGUGUGAUGCCCUAUGGAAUGGACGCCUUCAUGCUGGGCAUUGGUAUGCUGGGUUAUCCAGGCUUCCAGACAGCAACCUACACUAGUCGGAGCUAUGCUGGCAUCACUCCUGGAUAUACCUACCAGUUCCCUGAGUUCCACUUAGAGAGGACUCCCCUUCUGACUUCACCCCACCCCCCUGAGCUCACAGCCAUUCCUCUCACAGCAUAUGGACCAAUGGCAGCGGCAGCGGCAGCAGCAGCAGUAGUUAGAGGCUCCAACCGGGGCUCAGCUGGAUUUUUAGGUACAAGCAGCCCGGGCCCGAUGGCAGACCUGUAUGGCGCAGCCAGUCAAGAGUCUGCGGUCAGCAGUUACCUCAGCGCUGCCAGCCCCGCCCCAAGCACUGGAUUCAGCCAUAGUUUGGGGUUUGUACUCCCACAGGGCCCUUUGAUCGCCACGGCCUUCACUAACGGCUACCACUGAGAGUAGCUGUAGACUGAGAGCUGGAAGGAGUUGAAGCUGCUUUGGAGCUGAUCUGGCCUGUCUCGGUCCAGUCCACCUCUCUGGCUGGGGCAGCUGAACCCCUCCACCCUGGUGUCAGCCUGAACCCAGCCAACCCUACUGACGCCUCACUAAACUCCACCUCCUGAGAAAAUAAAAGAAGAAGAAAAAAACGUCACGAAAGGAGUGAAAAUGGUUAUCACUACAUGUAAUAGCAACACAUAAAGAUGCUGUAUUUUUAGUGUUUUGUUUUUUUAUGUUGUUAUGUUUCACCUUGCUGUUUUUUUUUUUUUUUGUGAUGGCUGCGUUGUUUCUUUAUCUGUUUUGACUGUGUUUUAUUGGGUUAUUUGACCUCAGAACCUGAUCUCUCUGAGAAAAGAGGAGAAAAAAAAUCUCCAAGUGAAGCUUGUUUGAAGGUCAGGAGCUGUACUUUGUACUGGAAAACUGUAUAUUUGUCACUAGUUCAUACUGAAUUUUAACAAAAACAUUUGUGAUUAAUACUAUUUCUUGAAAAUGUGUCACAAAGUGUAUAUCUUGGUAGGUUUUUAACAAAGACUUGAUACACUAACAAAGGUCAGAUGACAAAGGUCAUUAGUCACAGUUACAGAAUAGGCCUACAUGAGCUGUACAAUUUUGUAAAAUAUUGUAAAUAUGACUGGUUUCUGCGGGGGCUGCGCUAAUUUUUGUGUCUGGGAGGUGGGAGGCUUUUGGAGAAAUGGCACAAUUGUUUCUUUCAUCAAUCCUUAUGUGUUGGAAAGCUUGACUGUUACGUAUCAUAGUGUCACGUGGAGGUCAAGGACAUUUGAGUACGUUUCAGUCAGUCUGUCUGUGUCACACCAGCCAUAAACUGUAAUCUUCUCCAGGCAUUUAUUAAGGAUGUGAUGAUUUGAUUCUGUUACUGCGUUUAAAAGCUGCCUCAGAGUUGAAGCACUUUCAGCUUUGUGUUCAGCAGGAGAGAAGCUGAGUCUGGAACAACACUUUACUUUUUGGGGAUAAAUGGGUGUAAAAAAUGCUCCUCUAUCAGGAGAGGAAAAAACAUGCUGUUUUCUUACUUUUGUCAUAUUGUUGUUUUAACUGUAAUUUUCAAUAUGUGAUGAUUGUUUGUGAAGGAAAAUGAAGGACUAGUGUGCAGGCGCAGUCAUGCACAGGUAACACUGUUGUGACUGAAUCUAUCUGCAGGUUGUGCUGAUUUUUGCGUGAGCAUGACAUAUGGUUUUAUACACAUUGGUUUCCAAUGUGCUGUUUGUUUUUGUUUUUUUUUUGGAAGGGGGGGGGGUUGUACCUCAGUUGCAAAUGUGAAAUUUUAAUCAGACUUAUUUUGUUAUUAUAUUAACAUCUAUGUAAAAGUGUGGAUGGUUAAACCUUUUUGAAAGGUGGUGUUUGUAACAGGAAGAGGCGAGUGGGGGUCUUAUUAACUCUUGUUUACCUGUCAACACUCCCACCCAGCACCCACCACCACCAAUCCAUCACUGCAUAUCCACUGGAGGUCACAUACUGUAGCAAUGUGACAGCUAUUUUUAGACCAAAACAUUUAUGUUCAGAGCUACUAGGAUGUUGCACUGGCAGAUCACAAUAAAUGUGUUUUCCUUUGAAUGUUAGCUUAAGAACAAAGCACCCUCAUCUACAAAGUACCAGGUUUUUACAUUUUGAUGAUACACUCGCUCACACUGCUGCGGGGGCUACCACGGUAGUUCAUACUUUGAUGCUCUUUUCACUGAAAAAUAACAAUCUUGUCAACACUGUAACAUUUUUCUGAUUUUCUUUUUUUUCCCUGUCAAGUUUAUUCCUUAUGGAGAAAAAAACACUUUUUAAAAAUUCCUAAUAAAUUAUUUUAAAACAUUC
Micropterus salmoides (largemouth bass) is the source of this 6939-nucleotide messenger RNA. It is a transcript of the gene msi1b, whose product is annotated as musashi RNA binding protein 1b. Gene Ontology annotation, molecular function: RNA binding. Lineage: Eukaryota; Metazoa; Chordata; Actinopteri; Centrarchiformes; Centrarchidae. The coding region runs from base 4018 to 5079 and encodes 353 amino acids. Gene Ontology annotation, cellular component: cytoplasm. The record is from RefSeq and is a predicted model, not a curated record. The transcript has 16 exons.